AUGUACCUUCCGUUUGAAACAUUUAGCCGUUAUUGGUUUAUGUAUUUGCCAUUUUUCUCAACCGUCGUUCCGAUCAUUUACAAAUUUUACAAGUGGUUCGUUGUCUUGCUUUAUGGACACAGUGAACUCGAGCGAAUCAUAAUGAAAAAUAACUUCGGUUUUGUGAGAACUAUCCGGAUAGAAAGGUCGUUCAGACUCUCCGACAAUGUUAUGGUACGCGACGGGUUAUAUACUCUUCCGUUGCCAAAAUACGUCGCGCUGUCUGUUGACUUUAAACAGUCCAUUAUUCAGAUUCGCGGCUAUCGUAGCCUCAUUGUUAAAGCUGAUGCUUUGAAGAAUUUGCCCUUCAAUACCAAUGAGGAAACCCACGUGGUCUUAUUAAAAGACAUAUGGAACUCCAUGAUAGUUGAUGAGCCGUUUUCACUGAAAAGCCGGAGAUGGUCCGAUAUCGGCUUUCAGGGUAGCAGUCCGGUAACGGAUUUUCGGGGUAUGGGAGCCCUUGGUGCGGAGAAUUUUCGGUGCGUUCGAUUUGUGACUUUGGUAGCUAUUUUUACUUCCUGUUCAUGCAGAUACUUCGUUAAAUAUUACAAUAAACUGGCUCUCAGCAUUCUCUCCUCUUCAUUGCGUCCUCAGCACUGGCAACUUACUGUGGCGUCUUCUUCAAGAUGGAACUCUAAAGACACAUUUCUACAACUCACUCAAAGGGACUCCAAAGUUGGUCCAUCUACAUCUCUUUAUCUUUUUGUAAAAUUCAACGAAUUUUGGAAUCAACAACCCCGAGACGUCAUGCAAUUCAAUGUCUACCUGGACAAAUUCGAAGAGGCCAUUAGGAAACAAAUGGGGGAUGAAAAUUCAAUGCUUCCACUUCAUGUUCUGAAAUGUGGUGUAACUCAAUAG
Molecule: messenger RNA, 897 nt
Organism: Echinococcus granulosus
Lineage: Eukaryota; Metazoa; Platyhelminthes; Cestoda; Cyclophyllidea; Taeniidae
Product: ELMO domain-containing protein
Exons: 6
Coding region: 1-897 (298 amino acids)
Source: RefSeq, a predicted model, not a curated record